AGAGCUCCUAAGAGGCAGCCUUAACUCAAAAUAAGAGGGUGUUUUGUAACUGUCUGUGGCCCGCGGACUCCUCCUCCGCCUAACUCAGUAGCAACGUUCUGGUUGAGUCCCGUUUGCCUUGUGCUAGCAAAUACUGUAGCAGAUUUUUUUUGUGAAAGUGUUACGAAGAGCCAACAAAGGGGUUGGCUCAUUAUACCCCGUCCUGUCUACCACUAAAUUGUUGUUCGGAAAUGUAUAGGGCUGGUGGUUGCAAUUAGCCAAGUUAUCGUUACAUUUGAGAGAGGUUACAUUUGACAGCUCGCCACCUGGGACAGGGAGCUUUGCCUCUGCCUUACCCAUGAUGGCGACCCAAGAAGCGGACAUGUCGCGGCGCAGUAUGAGGCUGGUUUUAGGGGGAUACUACCACCAGUCAUCAGACGAUGAUGAGUCCUCCUCAGUUUCCUACAGGGAGAGCCCCGUGAGGGUUUUUACUAAGAGGAAGACAGGUGGUCGUAAAGUGGCGGCCUCUCGUACCUCCAGCCGGGCCAACAGCGUGGCUAGCACCGCUAGCAGCAAGGGUAGUACAGUGGAGCCACCCAUCAAUGCUGAGGACUACAUUGGGGUCUCAAGCUUGGUUCAGAGAAGGAAGACCUUCCAGGAACCUCUUGCCCCAGCACCCAGCCUGAACCAGGCUCCCAGCCCCAGGGGCUUCUCGUCCUGCCAGACCGGCCUGAACCAGGCCCAGAGCCAGAGCAGCGCCAUGGACAGCUCUGGUUACUCCUCUUCAGAGGCAAGACGUUAUAGAGGAUACUCUGGAGACUCCUCCUUAGGCGAACAAAGGGCUAGUGCCAGCCAGAGAUCUGGCACUAACAGGACAAGUGCUAGUGCCAAUUGGACCCCUCCGUUUAUCCCGGCCGAUGUGGGGAAGGCCAUUCUAAUUGCCAUCCUCCUCAUCCUAUUGACCUUUGGCUGCUGGCUCCUUGCCCCCUUGGUAUGGGCCACUCUGACUUCAGCCCUGAAUGCUAUCACUAUGACCCUGAACCGAUCUGUCAUCACCCCAACUCCGCCACCUGUCUUCACUACGCCACCUGUCAAGGCUAUGGAUGGAGCUUCGGUAUUGCAUUCUGCUCUGGAAGCCAAGAUGAACACCAUCCUGAGAGAAAUUGAAAUUCUUAAGAAGAAGGAACACCAGCAGAAAUUUGUAACCGAGAUGGUAGAGAGACUGCAGACAGACUUGGCAGACGUGAGAACAGACAUGAGGGACGUGAGAGUGAGAGUGGACAGUGUGAAUCCACUGGAUUGGGAGCAUCGUUUGAGCGAGCAGACAGCCGGCUUCAUCAGUCAGGUGGGCGAACUGAAGGACCAACACACACACGUCAAUCAGCGAGUCGCUGCCCUGGAGGACCAGAGUGCCACGCUGGGGAAGCAGGUCUACUCUGUUCAGAACCAGCCUCCUCCAGCUCCCAACCCCACCACAGCCAACACACACCUGACCCCUGAGCUUGAAGAGGCCAUGGCCAAAUGGCUGCAUGAGAAUGUGCCCCAGAAUGAGCCACGGAUGGUGAAAGAGGUUGUGAAGAACUGCAGUCCCCUAUUGGCUGACAGGAUGCCAGACUUUGCCUUGGAGUCCCAAGGUGCCAGUGUUGUGAGCACACGGUGUUCCGAGACCUACCGUACCCGCUCGGCAUGCGUGUCCUUCCUGGGUGUACCCCUCUGGUACCCCUCUGAGAACCCCCGCACUGUUAUCCAGGGUCAGGCGGUGCAAGCUGGGAAGUGCUGGGCGUUCUACGGAGCGCAGGGCACCCUGGUCAUCGCCCUAUCUCAUCCUGCCCACAUCACCCACGUCACACUGGAGCAUCUCCCGGUCUCCAACGCGCCCACUGGACGCAUCGACAGCGCGCCCAAGGCCUUCUCUGUCUACGGUAUGUCCACUGAGACAGAAGACGGCACCUGGCUGGGAACCUUCACUUAUGACCAGCACGGAGGGGCAAUCCAGACCUUCCAACUGCCUAAUCCUACCAGGGCCAUCUAUUAUUUCGUGGAGCUACGCGUUCUGAGUAACUGGGGUCACCUGGAGUACACAUGCGUGUACCGCUUCCGUGUGCACGGACACAUGCCCUCCUCCUCCAAGUGAGAGACGUUCAUUGUCCAUCUCAACCGCAGACCUCCGAGGCUUCGCUUUCAUAUCAGAGCAACCAUUCUAAAUAAAUGUCUUUAUUUGGCGUAAUCAGGAUGGCUUCCUAAACUGGCCUCUGCCGGGUGUGAGGUCAGAGGUCUGCAAGGUUUUGUUACAAUUUGCAGUUUCAUUUCUGGCAGAGGUAUUGACCUGGCUAAUAGGCGUGUGGGGAUGGGUUUUUGAAAGUUUCAAAUUGAACUGUUUGUGUUUGUGUGUGUGUGUGUGUGUGUGUGUGUGUGUGUGUGUGUAUGCUUUUGAGCAUUGAUUAUUUGUUUGCAUUUUAACGCCCGGCCACAGCGGACAAAGAUUUCAGAUUUGUACUUUGAAUGUGUGUUUGUGACAAUCCCUCCUGGGUUAGUGGGCUCUUAUUUUGUUUAAUUUCAUCUGUCUUAAAAUGAUAUACAAAAGUUUAAUUAUGGUUAAAAAGAACGUUGUUGGAUGUAUAUAUUGCAAGAAUCAGGAUGUAUUGUUCAUUAUUUUAUUAGUCCGAUAAGAAUAGGAUGUAAUAUGUUUGUAAAUGAUUUUUCUGUUGGCCUGAAUGGUUACGUCUCGACCCACCUUGCCAAUAGGCUUCCUAUUACAGGAUGAACUAUAUGAUUGUAGAUGCUUUCUACUUUGCAUUUGGUAAUGCACUGGUGUUUCAAUGUCCUUUAUAAUAAUACUAGAGACUAGAGACUAGAGAGAGUAUUAUCUUUCACAUUCAUGGUAUCUAAUUGGUAGUUACCGUCUUGUCUCAUCGCUGCAUCCCCCGUAUGGGCGAGGGUCGAGAGCCCCGCGUCUUCCGAAACACAACCCAACCAAGCCGCACUGCUUCUUGACACAAUGCCCACUAAAUCCGGAAGCCAGCCGCACCAAUGUGUCGGAGGAAACGCCAUACACCUGGCGACCGUGUCAGCAUGCACUGCGCCUGGUGUGCGACAGGAGUCGCUAGUCCGCGAUGGGACAAGAACAUCCCUGCCGGCCAAACCCUUUCCUAAUCCGGAUGACGCUGGGCCAAUUGUGUGCUGCUCCAUGGGUCUUCCAGUCGGGCUGGCUGCGACAGAGCCUGGACUCUCCUAGAAUCUCUAGUGGCACAGCUAGCACUGCAAUGCAGGGCCUUAGACCACUGUGCCACUCAGGAGGCCUGGAACAUAUUGUCUGAAUUUUAAAAAACAGCUUAGUUUACAUGACCUGCAGCAUUUAUUUUGUCUUAAUUUUGACCAAUUUUGAUCAGUUUAAUAGUAAAUACAUAAUUGCUCUUACCAAUUUUACUGCAAUACUUGAAUAACUUUCACCUCAAAGCAAUGAGUCCAUUGCAAUGAUGUCUAAAUGUCAGGCUUUUCUACUUCUAAACAUUUGUAAAUAGCAAAAAAGUAACCUUGUACUUUUUGCUAGUGUUUGAUGAAAAUAAUCAGGAACUUUUUUUAUUUCAUGUUUACAAUUACAGUAUUAUGUGCAGCAGUGGUAGCUAUAGACUAGCAAACGACUGAUCACAAAAAUAACCUAUACAGUAUGAAUGGCUCUCGAUAGCAUUUUAUUUCGGUAUUGUGUUUUUCUGAUGUUACGGCAGUGAAACAUCAAACUUAACGCUGGGUCAAUUUGAAGUUUGUCCAAAUAAAACAGAAUAUAAGUAAAUAAUUUCCCCAUAGGAAUGUAGUUCAAUACCUGAAAUGACUGGCUAUGUAUCCACCUCAUUUUCAAAUGCUUUUAAAACACGGAAGCCUUAUGCGGAAACUAUGGUUACAACUUCCUCCUAAUCAUAAUUCAUAUAUACAGUACCAGUCAAAAGUUUGGAGACACCUACUCAUUGAAGUCUUUUUAUUUGUACUAUUUUCUACGUUGUGGAUUAAUAGUGAAGACAUCAACACUAUGAAAUAACACAUGGAAUCAUGCAGUAACCAAAAAAGUGAUAAACAUAUCAAAAUAUAUUUGAGUUUCUUCAAAGUAGCCACCCUUUGCCUUGAUGACAGCUUUGCACACGCUUGGCAUUCUCUCAACCAGCUUCACCUGGAAUGCUUUUCCAACCGUCUUCUAAGAGUUCCCACAUAUGCUGAGCUCUUGUUGGCUGCUUUUCCUUCACUCGGGGCGGCAGGUAUUAAUAGUGUUUCAUAUCUCCUCAGACUAAUAUUAUUCUGUUGGUCCUGUGGGUACCUUUGCCACUGUUCCACCCCUUGUUCCACCCCUUGUGUGUUUAAAACAAGAAAAACAUCCCAAACCAUCUCAAUUGGGUUGAGGUCGGGUGAUUGUGGAGGCCAAGUCAUCUGAUGCAGCACUCCAUCACUCUCCUUGAUCAAAUAGCCCUUACACAGCCUGAAGGUGUGUUGGGUCAUUGUUCUGUUAAAAAAACAAAUGAUUGUCCCACUAAGCGCAAACCAGAUGGGAUGGCGUAUCGCUGCAGAAUGCUGGGGUAGCCAUGCUGGUUAAGUGUGCCUUGAAUUCUAAAUAAAUCACAGAUCGUGUCACCAGUAAAGCACCAUCACACCUCCUCCUCCAUACAGACCAUACGUUCACCUACUCUGCGUCUCACAAACACACGGCGGUUAGAACCAAAAAUCACAAAUUUGGACUCAUCAGACCAAAGGAACAGAUUCACACCGGUCUAAUGUCAAUUGCUUGUGUUUCUUGGCCCAAACAAAACUCUUCUUAUUGGUGUCCUUUACUAGUGGUUUCUUUGCAGCAAUUCGACCAUGAAGGCCUGAUUCACGCAGUCUGCUCUGAACAGUUGAUGUUGAGAUUUGUCUGUUUCUUGAACUCUGUGAAGCAUUUAUUUGGGCUGCAAUUUCUGAGGCUGGUAACUCUAAUGAAAUUAUCCUCUGCAGCAGGUAACUCUGGGUCUUUCCUGUGGCGGUCCUCUUGAGAGCCAGUUUCAUCAUAGCGUUUGAUGGUUUUUGCAACUGCACUGGAAGAAAACUUUCAGAGUUCUUAAUGUUCCAUAUUGACUAACCUUCAUGUCUUUAAAGUAAUGAUGGACUGUCGUUUCUCUUUGCUAAUUUUGCUGUUCUUGCCAUAAUAUGGACUUGGUAUUUUGGCAAAUAGGGCUAUGUUCUGUAUACCAUCCCUACCUGGUCACAACACAACCGAUUGGCUCAAACACAUUAAGAAGGAAAGAAAUUUCACAAAUGAACUUUUAAUGCACACCUGUUAAUUGAAAUGCAUUCCAGGUGACUACCUCAUGAAGCUGGUUGAGAGAAUUCCAAGAGUGUGCAAAGCUGUCAUCAAGGCAAAGGGUGGCUACUUUGAAGAAUCUCAAAUAUAAAAUAUAUUUUGACUUGUUUAACACUGUUUUGGUUACUACAUGAUUCCAUAUGUGUUAUUUCAUAGUUGUGAUGUCUUCACUAUUAUUCUACAGUGUAGAAAGUAGUAACAAUGAAGAAACCCUGGAAUGAGUAGGUGUUUCCAAACUUUUGCCUGGGACAUAUAUACAUACAUUUAUAUACUGACUGUAUGACAUAUACUCUGAAAUGGAACAUACACAUUUUUGGGGGUUACUUUUCUGCAAUAGUGCUCUUUGACAGAGUGGCAUUUUGACAGGUACAUGAUCAGAUGUUUAGAAUUGGGACAUACUGUACUUAACCAAGUGUGUGUUAUAUUGGCACGAAAUGGGAUAAAACAUUUUCAAACAGGAAGGUAGUACCUGAAGUUGUUUAACAAUUCAGAAUUGUUUUGUGUUGCAAAAUUGUUGCUACAUUGUACCCAACUGAAUACGGCACAGGUGAACAUAAUGCUCAUGAUAUUGGUUUGUAUUUAUUUAACCAUGUGCAUAUCAAACGUAAUUGAAUGAAGGACAUUGUGUUAUUUAUGAGUUUUUCAAAUUCUCAGUGGUAUAUGAUAUUUAUUUGCUAUGGAUCAGGUCAUUGAUAAUGCAUCAAUAUUGUACCAUGUAAUUAAUGUAGGGUAAUGUAAAAUGACUGCAGAAGUCUUCCCUUGGACUGUUAAAUCCAAGUCCAGGCACUCGUGUGGUUUGAAAGUUAAAAAAUACUUUAAUUUAUGGGCUACACCAUUAUUAAAAUUGUAUCGGCUUACUGUGUCUGAUACAAAAUGGAGGAGAUGCAGUUGUAUAGCCUUGACUCACUUUGUAUCAGACACCCUGAUGAAGGCCUAAGCUGAUGCGCAUUAGUGUAUUUUAAUGUUGUAUCCCAUUAAUGAAACGCUUCCUAAAGUUCAAACCCACCAGGUUCCUUGACUUUGAUUGAUUAUGCCACUUAUCACUUAUUUGAUGUUAUAAUUUUCCCAUAUGCUUUUCAAUUCCUAUUCCCCUCAAAGAGCACCAGUGGUUGUUUUGUAAUACCUGUUGCGCUUCUGCUCUGUUUGUUUUUAAGGUGUUAUAGACAUUGGAGUGACAAAUAAAACUUCUCAACCCUGUU
Messenger RNA from Oncorhynchus kisutch (coho salmon), 6498 nucleotides. Its product is annotated as SUN domain-containing protein 1. Gene Ontology annotation, cellular component: meiotic nuclear membrane microtubule tethering complex; nuclear envelope. NCBI's taxonomy places the organism in Eukaryota, Metazoa, Chordata, Actinopteri, Salmoniformes, Salmonidae. Bases 338 to 2113 code for a protein of 591 amino acids. The transcript is spliced from 13 exons. The record is from RefSeq and is a predicted model, not a curated record. Gene Ontology annotation, molecular function: protein-membrane adaptor activity.